AGCUACGCUGCACAGACACACAACUAUCUUCCCCGACUACGGCUUCUCCCUUCCGCGAGCUGACCACGGCGCGCAAACUCGAUCUCAAUGUGCAGACCUGAAUAUCUCUCAUGCAAUUAUUUUAAAAACUGAAAAAUCUCUAUCCUUGAGAGAUUUGGGAGGAUCCUCUUAUUCUUCCUGUAGACCCCAAAUGACUUCUCCAUGCUCUUUUCCCCUAAAAGCCACAAUCCCCCCAAUAAUUCAUGAGACCCCAGACACCAACAUUCCACCUCCUUUACCCCUAAAACCCCCGGACUUAUCGUUACCAUCCCCUCCUUGUAGUCUCCAUACGUCCAUUUCAUCCCCACUCCCGCCCCCUCCUCCACCACCUCCUCCACCCCCUCCCCCUCUACCCUCUGCUGUGGAGCCUGUUCUCCCUCGUGUCUACGGCCUGAAGAACAGCCAGCUCCUGAAGGAGACCUUGGAGAAGGCUGACCCAGCCCCCAAAGGCAAAGAGGAUGUGAAGAGGCUCCUGAAGCUGCACAAGGACCGGUUUCGAAGUGACCUGCAGUGGAUCCUCUUUUGUGCUGACCUGCCAUCACUCAUCCAGGAAGGCCCUCAGUGUGGACUGGUGGCCUUGUGGAUGGCAGGAGCUCUUCUGUCAACACCUGACAGCGUCUCUCUGGAAAGACUCGUGCAGGUGGCCAAAGAGAGAGGCUACACUGCACAGGGAGAAAUGUUCUCUGUGGCUAACAUGGCCAAACUGGCCCAGGAGACUUUGGGCUGCCAGGCUGAGCUCCUCUGUGGUGGCUUGGGUGGUCCCAACAGAGACCGAGUUCUCCAGCACCUCAUCACUGGACAUCCCCUGCUCGUUCCCUAUGAUGAGGACUUCAACCAUGAGCCGUGUCAAAGGAAAGGCCAUAAGGCCCACUGGGCAGUGAGUGCAGGGGUUCUGAUAGGUGUGCAGAAUGUGCCAAGCCCUGGCUACAUUGAAGACUCUGAGUUGCCAGGCCUCUUCCACCCAGUGCCUGGUGCACCCCACCAACCACCAUCCUUCCCAGAAGAGGAAAGCUCCCCAGGUGCCAUCUUCCUUCUCUCCAAGCAGGGCAAGAGUUGGCAUUACCAGCUGUGGGACUACAGCCAAGUCCGGGAUAGCAACCUGCAGCUGAAAGACUUCUCACCCGCAAGGGCUGCAGAUGGACGGGUGUACGUGGUACCUGCUGGUGGGGUAGAGGCUGGCCUCUGUGGCCAGGCCCUGCUGCUCAGACCACAGGAGGGGAGCCAUUAGCUGGAACUGGGACACCUACCAUGAACUUAACUCCAUCAGCAUUAGAAUGCUUGAGCUUCUUCCCCUAAUGUGACAUUUUCAGUCCAGUUAGUUUCAUUUGAUGAUAGUAUCUUGAAGACCGCCUACCCGGAAAUCUUUCACUAGAUCACCCCAUUUAUGGAGUCACAAGCUUGACCACUGUCCAAAGUCUAAACUAGUAACCUCCAGAAUCAAGCAUUCCUUUGGCUAAGGGAGACUUGGUUUUGUGGAGGGUUUUUGUUUUUUAAAGCAUGUUCUCUGCCUUGCGGGUGGUAGCACAUACUUCUAAACCCAGCACUCAGGAGGUGUAGCAGCUGCUCUCAACCUGUGGGCCAUGCAGCCGGACUUGUACUACUGUGUUUCUUCCACCCUUUCCACCCCCUAAUGGGAGACAGGAGAGAAAAGGAUGGAGGGGAAAGGGGCCAGCAUUGUCCUUCAACUACUUCCUGCUGAUUGGGGUAUCAAGUUCCUUGGGUCAAGUUUGAUCUUUGCUGUCAGGAUAUCUAAUGUCUUC
Messenger RNA from Mus pahari (shrew mouse), 1799 nucleotides. RefSeq names its product chromosome 1 C19orf54 homolog (gene Actmap). The record is from RefSeq and is a predicted model, not a curated record. The transcript has 7 exons. Bases 191 to 1267 code for a protein of 358 amino acids. Lineage: Eukaryota; Metazoa; Chordata; Mammalia; Rodentia; Muridae.